This is a messenger RNA of Lepus europaeus (European hare), 828 nucleotides long. It is a transcript of the gene GSX1, whose product is annotated as GS homeobox 1. Gene Ontology annotation, cellular component: nucleus. The record is from RefSeq and is a predicted model, not a curated record. The coding region runs from base 1 to 828 and encodes 275 amino acids. NCBI's taxonomy places the organism in Eukaryota, Metazoa, Chordata, Mammalia, Lagomorpha, Leporidae. Gene Ontology annotation, biological process: regulation of DNA-templated transcription. Gene Ontology annotation, molecular function: sequence-specific double-stranded DNA binding; DNA-binding transcription factor activity, RNA polymerase II-specific. The transcript has 2 exons.
AUGCCGCGCUCCUUCCUCGUGGACUCGCUGGUGCUGCGCGAGGCUGGCGAGAAGAAGGCGCCCGAGGGCAGCCCGCCGCCGCUUUUCCCCUACGCCGUGCCCCCGCCGCACGCGCUGCACGGUCUCUCGCCCGGCGCCUGCCACGCGCGCAAGGCCGGGUUGCUGUGCGUGUGCCCGCUCUGCGUCACCGCCUCGCAGCUGCACGGGCCCCCGGGGCCGCCUGCGCUGCCGCUGCUCAAGGCGUCUUUCCCGCCCUUCGGUUCACAGUACUGUCACGCGCCCCUGGGCCGCCAGCACUCGGCCGUGUCGCCCGGGGUCGCUCACGGCCCCGCCGCUGCAGCCGCCGCGGCCGCGCUCUACCAAACCUCCUAUCCGCUGCCGGAUCCCAGGCAGUUCCACUGCAUCUCCGUGGAGAGCAGCUCGAGCCAACUGCCCAGCAGCAAGAGGAUGCGCACGGCGUUCACCAGCACACAGCUGCUAGAGCUGGAACGCGAGUUCGCCUCCAAUAUGUACCUGUCGCGCCUCCGCCGCAUCGAGAUCGCCACCUACCUGAAUCUGUCCGAGAAGCAGGUGAAGAUCUGGUUUCAGAACCGCCGCGUGAAGCACAAGAAGGAGGGUAAGGGCAACAAUCACCGCGGCGGCAACAGCGGCGGCGGCAGUGGUGGCGGCGGGUCUGCAGGUGCAGGCGCUGGUGCCGGCGGCGGCGCGCCACAAGGCUGCAAGUGCGCGUCGCUCUCCUCAGCCAAGUGCUCCGAGGACGACGACGAAUUGCCCAUGUCUCCGUCCUCCUCCGGGAAGGACGACCGAGAUCUCACGGUCACUCCCUAA